AUGUCAUGGCUCGCACGCUCGCUCGCUGACUCUCUACGGCUCGACGACGACGGUGGUGCCGAGAACGACGUUGUACCGAACAACAAUGACAAAGCACCAAUCUCACCCACCACCGACACCAAACCCCAAGAAGAUGACAAUGGAAGAAGUGGAAUUGAAUCUGCAGACGAGGAACAAGACGACGCCCAAACCCGAGGCGUGAAGGAUGACCUCGACGAAUUCAAACAAACCCUGACCCGCCAAUUCUGGGGCGUCGCUACCUUCCUCGCGCCACCGCCUUCGGACCCCUCCACGCUGUCCAAUCGAUCAGGUCCCGAUUUCGAUCGAUCUGAGCCGCCCGAUAAUCGGCCCGAGCAAUUGGCGAUGGAUUUGAUUGAAGACGAAGAGGAUGAAUUGGAAGAGUGCGCUGUUGGGGUCACUGAGGAGGUCCUGGCUUUCGCAAAAAACAUCGCGAUGCAUCCAGAAACGUGGCUGGACUUUCCUCUUGAUGAGGAAGAGGACUUAGGCGAUUUUGAAAUGUCUGAUGCCCAGCAAGAGCAUGCUAUGGCGAUUGAACAUUUUGCUCCAAGAUUAGCUGCUUUGAGGUUUGAACUCUGUCCAUGCCAUAUGAGCGAGAGUUACUUCUGGAAAGUCUAUUUUGUGCUUCUGCAUUCAAGGCUCAAUAAGCAGGAUGCGGAGAUUUUGUCCACACCCCAAGUAAUGGAAGCCAGAGCAAAGUGGAUGCAGGAGCUACAAUGUCAGACUAUGUCAGAAUACGAAGGAUUUGGAAGAAACACUUCUUUUCUAAAAGACAAUUCUAACAUACCAAAUGACGAUUUUGUUCCGGUCUCAUCCUGUAGUGUUUAUUAUGAGGACAAGCUGCUAAGGACACAUCCUUAUGAAUCAACCAUGUCCCCCACAGUCCAUGAGACUGAGAAACAUCCAGUUGAGAGUAAUGAGAUGCCAUUCAUUGAUAAGUCUGUUAUUGAAGAAAAUCCCAUCAUUAAGACAGAGGAUAAGAAUUUAACAGUUGGUCCAUCCUCUAAGAUAGACAAUAUCUAUGAAGAUGAUGAGGAUGACUGGCCAGAGGAAGAUUCUGAUUUAGAUGGAUAUAGUGGAACGGCUAUUCAUGUGGUAAAUGAAGAAGACAUAUCUUUCAGUGAUCUCGAGGACGAUGAUUUCCUUACACCCACAAAACUCAAGAUUGUCUCAAAGAAAUAA
Prunus armeniaca (apricot) is the source of this 1200-nucleotide messenger RNA. The record is from the annotation of a GenBank genome assembly. NCBI's taxonomy places the organism in Eukaryota, Viridiplantae, Streptophyta, Magnoliopsida, Rosales, Rosaceae.